UUCCUCUCCCACUACCUGGCGCAGGUUUGCGCGCUCGAAUUCGCCGUGCACGGACGACACGCUCGAGUUUCUCGUCCCGUCGCCCAACUCGGAGAGCGCGACGCAGAUGCUAUGCCCGAACCUCGAGACGCUUUCCUACAGCGAGGCCCAACUCCAGGAGGAACGCAUUUCUUGAUUGACACCGCGGGCGAACGGGACACACACACACACACAUACACGUGGCGCUGCAUACGCACACGGGAUCAGAUACGGCGCAGAAGCGACGUGGCGACACGCAAUACGGAGGGUCUGACGGGGCAGUCGUCCUGGAGAAUGGGAUGAUCAGCGCGGUGCUGAGGAGGUGGCCGCAGGACAUGUCGGCCCAGGGCGAUUCACACCACAGCGGUACAAGGCUCACGCGCUGUCGGUGGCCUUGCAGCGGCAUCUGAACUCGAGCCCAAUCACGCUGUUCCACAAGGUGCUCUCGCUGGAGCGGGUGUGGCCGAGGAAGUGGAGCGAAGUACUAGGUGCGAUCAGGCUUGGUGGACACAAAGUAACACUCAUCAAAGAGCCGUGGGGUGGGUCCAUGUGUUGGGACCAUGCUGCUACAAUUCUGCAAGAGUUUACGCGACUACCAUCAAACGACUCGAAUCACCCCAAGUGCGAUUCUGCUGGCGGUCCUCUCCCUCUCGAACUUGUGACGAUGGGCGAUGAUGAGCUCUCUGGCACGUCGACAAUGACAGCUGUGCCCCGGAACCCGAUGAGCUUGGGAUGAGGUGUCGACUUUCAAUCCGCUUUUACUCAACUUCCCAUUGUCAUACCCUAGCUCCAGAGCGUGCGGAGCAUCCGGCGACCCCCC
Mycena citricolor is the source of this 838-nucleotide messenger RNA. Lineage: Eukaryota; Fungi; Basidiomycota; Agaricomycetes; Agaricales; Mycenaceae. The record is from the annotation of a GenBank genome assembly.